This is a messenger RNA of Brachypodium distachyon (stiff brome), 1606 nucleotides long. RefSeq names its product probable protein phosphatase 2C 68. Lineage: Eukaryota; Viridiplantae; Streptophyta; Magnoliopsida; Poales; Poaceae. The record is from RefSeq and is a predicted model, not a curated record. The transcript has a single exon. Gene Ontology annotation, cellular component: cytosol; nucleus. Gene Ontology annotation, biological process: protein dephosphorylation. Bases 106 to 1197 code for a protein of 363 amino acids. Gene Ontology annotation, molecular function: protein serine/threonine phosphatase activity; cation binding.
GGGCUCCUCUCUCAUUUUCUGUUGCUGAAGCGAAGCCAGAUUCAGAGAGAAGAGGCCGGCCAUUUUUCAGACGGGCGAGGUGGGGAAGAAAGGGUUUGGCUGUUGAUGUCGAUGGCGCAGGUGUGCUGUGAUACCGCGGUGGUUGUUGGGGCGGAGGCCGAGGCCAGGGCGCGGGCGCGCGCCGGCAGGCGGCGCCGAGCCGCCGGGGACGCCGCCACGGGGCGGUGGAAGGUCGCGCCGGAGGUUCCGCAGGGCGCGGAAGAGGCCGCCGCGGCCACCAGGAAGCGCCGCGCGGCCGGAGCCGAGGCGGGUGCGGCGAAGCGGCAUGGGGUGGCUUCUGUCGCCGGCCGUAGGAGGGAGAUGGAGGACGCGGUCUCCGUCCGCGAGGCGUUCGCCGCCGCUCCGGCUGAGGAGGAGGAGGAGGGGAAGGAGCCCGGAAAAGCCGGACGCGACUUCUACGGGGUGUUCGACGGGCACGGCUGCUCGCACGUGGCGGACGCGUGCCGGGACCGGAUGCACGAGCUGGUCGCCGAGGAGCUGCCCGGCGCCGGCGCCUCCCCCGAUUCCUGGACCACCGCGAUGGAGCGGAGCUUCUCGAGGAUGGACGCCGAGGUGAUGGCUGCGGGCGGGCGCGAGCGCGACGACAGCGCGAGCUGCCGGUGCGAGGCGCACAAGUGCGACCACGUCGGGUCAACGGCGGUCGUGGCCGUCGUGGAGGCCCGGCGCGUCGUCGUGUCCAACUGCGGCGACUCCCGCGCCGUCCUCUGCCGCGACGGCGCCCCGGUGCCCCUCUCCUCCGACCACAAGCCCGACAGACCGGACGAGCUGGAGCGGAUCGAGUCCGCCGGCGGGCGCGUCAUAUUCUGGGAGGGCGCGAGGGUGCUGGGCGUGCUGGCCAUGUCGCGCGCCAUCGGGGACGGGUACCUGAAGCCGUUCGUAUCGGCUGUCCCGGAGGUGACGGUGACCGAGAGGCUCGACGGCGACGAGUGCCUGAUCCUGGCCAGCGACGGGCUUUGGGACGUGGUCAGCAACCAGACCGCGUGCGAUGUGGCGCGAGCCUGCCUCCGGAGGGGCAGAGACAGGUGGUGCGCCGAGGCGGCGGCCAUGCUCACUAAGAUGGCUCUAACCAAGGGCAGCUCCGACAACAUCUCUGUCGUCGUCGUCGAUCUACGGCCGAGGAAUCCGUUGCCAUUGUAGGGACGGUCCACCGGCUGCUGUGACAGCCCAUAGCAUACUAGUAACUGUAGAAUGAUUUUGAUACUAGCUCUAGCGGUUCUACUGAUUGUUUCUCCUAAAAUCAUUUUUUGCAAUAUUUCUCCCUGAAUCAAGUUCAGUGGAGCACAUGGAUUAUUGUAGAUGUGGUGGGUUUUUUUCGGCAGAAUAAGAAUCGGUGUAACCUCAAGAAAUUCAAUCUGGACAUCUGCUGGAUGCCAUCUGAAAUGAAAUUGGUAUACAAUUUUAUCAAAAAGGAGGGAAUUGUGGUUCUUGGCCAGUUCCAUGAAAUUCCUGGUAGUGUGAUUCAGAUCUGUAGCAUCGAUUUGGGUCUGACAUUAGGAUCAUAUUUCAGAUCUUAAAGUUUCUGAACAUUGUAAGUUACUGAAUUGUA